Messenger RNA from Oncorhynchus keta (chum salmon), 2370 nucleotides. Its product is annotated as putative potassium channel regulatory protein. Gene Ontology annotation, biological process: negative regulation of delayed rectifier potassium channel activity; protein homooligomerization. The record is from RefSeq and is a predicted model, not a curated record. Gene Ontology annotation, cellular component: endoplasmic reticulum. Bases 859 to 1692 code for a protein of 277 amino acids. The transcript has 2 exons. Gene Ontology annotation, molecular function: protein binding. Lineage: Eukaryota; Metazoa; Chordata; Actinopteri; Salmoniformes; Salmonidae.
GCUUCACAAAUUAAACAAGAAAUGAAUUGACUUUACUGUUAAUCCACACAAAUGUAGCUACACUAAUAUUUGAACAGAAAAACAAUCAAAUCCCUACUACAGUUUGUUGUUUAUUAUUGCUUUAAUGUAUUACCUACAACUAAAUAAACAUUAUCACAUUGAAUUUGAGGAAACUACAUAAACAUAUGCUCACAUAUUUACCCAUCCUAUUUUUUUUUCAGAUUAGUGCAGAUUAAGUGCCACUCACUGUCAUUUAUUGAACUAAAUGGACAGGAGGGUAGACUGAAUAAAAGAGACACAAAGCUAAAGCAUAAAAAACAAUGCAACAAAAAAAAGGAUCAUGCUAAUCCCAUGUUGAAUGUAGAUGUAACUUUAGACCAAUGUCUACUGUCAGGAGCCAAACCAACCAUCCGGGGGGCCAACCUCUCUGUACUCCAUUUAGUAACUUUAGUACCACUUGAAGUUGCUGAGGGGAGCACAGCUCAUAAUUAUGGCUGGAAUGGAAUGAAUUGAAUGGCAUCAAACACAUGGUAACCAUGUAUUUGAUACUUUUCCGCUCCAGCCAUAACCACAAGCCCGUCCUCCCCAAUUAAGGUGCCUCCAACCUCCUGUGUUUUAUUACUAAAUUUACUCCAUUGGGGCUCAAUGAUCAAUUUCAAUUUGUGGCUCAUAUUAGCCCCUAGUGGUAACAUUCUGAACUGUCACCAGCCUCUCCAACUGAAGUUAUGUGACUGCACUCACCUAGCAUGAAAUUUGUUUUGUUUACAGUUGGUGUUGCCAGGAUAUGUUCACUGAAUACCACUCCUCUCCUUAGACCCAUUAUUGUCUGCAAUGAUUUAAACUGUCAGUCAUCUAAACAUGAGUGCCCAGGACUUAAUAACAUUCAAUAUUGGAGGUCAAACAUUCACCACUACUCUGUUAACUCUCAGAAGACACCAAGACUCAAGAAUAGCUAGGAUCCUGGAUGGCAAAGACGCAGAUUUUAAAUUUAUCAGUGGACAAGUUUUUGUAGAUAGAGAUGGGACUUUCUUUAAAUACAUCCUGGAUUAUAUGAGGACAGGUCAAAUCACCUUGCCAGCAGAAUUCUCUGACUACAAUGGCUUGGCUCAAGAAGCACAGUUCUAUGGUUUGCAUCCUUUGGCACUUUGGGUUGAGAGGAACAGCCAUCGAUCCAGAGUUGAGGUUCUAGAGUUGCGCUUCUCUGUCCAAGAAACUCACGGAUUCUUCCAAAUAUUCUGCUCCAACAACAAAACUCUGGAGGCUUUGGCAAGAAGGAUAUCCAUUUUUGUGGAACAUCCAAAUCUGAAUGGGAAUGUCCCACACCUGCCUCAGAACUCCAGCACACCUCAUCCUGUACCGGUCCAGAGACCCUCUCACCACAACAUGGUGUUCCACUGUGGGACUGACCAACUAGCCAGGGAUGACUUCUCUGCCAGGUUUGUAACUAUUGAGCCUGAUGACAGAAAGCUUCUCAACAGCACCAACGUCCUGGGCCUGCUGGUAGACACCCUUCUGAAGGAUGGGUUUCGCCUGAUCGACACAAGGACAGUUUCCCAAGAGGAGAAGACUGAAUGCUACAUGUUUGAAAGGAGCAGGAAUACCCAGAUCGUUGUACUGAGUGAAACCCCCAGGGCAGAACAUCUCAGAAGACAGGACACACAGAGCCAGCUUGGUGAAGGAAAGAAAAAGUGAACUCAGUGUCAGGGUGCAUCUCAAAAGUCUGAAGUGGUUCCCUUUCCAUGUCCAGUUCUGUCAUAUCAGUGGACUUCAGACUAUUGAGAUGGAUCCAUUCUCUGCGAGUCAGACUGGAUUGACCAGCAGAUGGCGACAAAGGAUAAUAAUGUUGAUGGCCAUAAUGUCAAUAUGCUUCACCUCACCAUUAGUCUAAAUUUAUACAGUAUAUUUUAUUUGACAUCAAUUUCCUGUGUCCUAAAGUAAAUUUCCAAAAGUACAAUUCUCUAAAUUGAAAUAGAAUUGAGAAUGUAUUUGAUCAAGAAUACAAAUAAAACAUGAAAAAAAACGUUGUUUUAUUCAACCAGGUAGCCCAUAGACUGAUGUCGAACGGCAAUGCUUUGCUUCAACAGCACCGUUAAUACUGGAGGCUUCAGCAGUGGUGAACUCCAAUAUUUACGUGCUGCUACAGCAAGGCAGCCAGUCACAGAAUGGCGGUCACAAGCCUCGGAUGUCCAGGCUUCGCUCACGUUGUUACAGACAUGCACGUAACACCACAGCCAUCCUCUCUUGUACCCAGGCUGAACUUUCAAGCCCUUGCCUUAGACACUCAUCAUAGGUCUGAGAGGAUAGGAUAGGUGUAAGCACAGGUUGGGCAACUCUGGUCCUGGAGGGCCAUGGUGUAUGCAGGCUUGUGCU